This is a messenger RNA of Funneliformis geosporum, 2664 nucleotides long. The record is from the annotation of a GenBank genome assembly. Lineage: Eukaryota; Fungi; Glomeromycota; Glomeromycetes; Glomerales; Glomeraceae.
AUGUCUUCACAAAUUCGGAAGCGUAAAUGGGACGACGAAAUAACGAAACAAAAAUCAAUAAAAGUAGAAGCCAGCAGUGAUGCUUCUAUGUCUAAAGCUCCUUCGAUGACACAAGGUUUUGAAGUUAUUGAUUCCAACCUACCUACAGCUAAAGUUGACGUUUAUAUUGAAGACGAGGAGCAUAAACAAAUAAAACAGGAAGAUGUGGAAUUUAUUGAUAUAACAAUUAAUGAUAAUAAAAACAGACGUAUUUUAGCUGGAAGUUCAUUUCAACAAAAGAUCAAAAAAGAAACUGGUGCAGAUGUGUCGACUCGUGGAAAGUAUUAUCCUGAUAAACUUCUUGCUACUGAAGAGGAACCAUCACUUUAUUUACAUGUGACAGCAUCAACUCAAGGCGCGAUGCAUGCUGCAGCUAGGAAAAUAAAUGAAUUGAUGAGACGAUCUCUUACCCCUGAUCCCCCUGAUUCACAUCAUUCACUCGGUUAUAAUUCAGAAGGAAGGCAAUUUGCUCCAGCUCCAAGAGUUCCCGGACAACCAGUAGAAACUCAACGCCUUAGAGAGUUAAGGUCAAGGGUCAGAGAGUUAGUUGGAGUAUCGAACUUCCCUGGGGCGCAACCAAUUAGUUUCAGUUCAGAGCAUAUACGGGAAUUGCAAAAUGAAGAUUAUUAUGUUUGUGAGAAAACAGACGGAACACGUGUAUUAGCUUAUAUUACAUGUGAUAGUCCUGGAAUACCAGCUGUUUUUUUGAUCGAUCGCAAGAAUUACUAUCGCCUAAUUCCAAAUUUAUUGUUUCCUGUUCCUGAUGACCCAACAUUUUCAAAUUUUCAUAAUGAAACAAUAAUGGAUUGUGAAUUAGUAAAUGAUACUGAAAAUGAUGGAAGGAUUUCUCUAAAGCUAUUAGUUUUUGAUUUGUUAGUAAUGGAUAGAAAGAACUUCAUGAAUAAGCCUCUUAACAAAAGAUUGGGUUAUCUUCGUGAUUAUAUUAUGAACCCCUAUGAGAAAAUGUUGCGUAAACGUCCGGACCUUGCACAAAUACAACCAUUUAAUGUAGUGAAAAAAGAAAUGGAAUUUUCUUAUGGACUAGAAAAAGUUUUAAAACAAAUUAUACCGUCUUUAAAGCACAAAAGCGACGGAUUAAUUUUUACAUCAUUAACAUCAGGUUAUUCGACAGGAACUUUCGAGAAAAUGUUAAAAUGGAAACCACCCAAUGAAAAUUCCAUUGACUUUAAAUUACAUUUCGAAUUUCAAAGUUACAAUGAGAAUAAUAAACCAAGAUUUUGCCUUUAUAAAUGGAUACAAAAGGAUGAACAUACUUAUUUUGAUGAUAUGUAUGUUACUGAUGAAGAGUGGGAGCAGUUUUGGAAACGUGAUGUUCAACAAUAUGAAGGACGUGUUGUUGAAGUAGUUUACAAUCCUUCAAUGAAUCCGCCGUGGCGAUUUGUAAGGUUUCGUGAUGAUAAACCACAUGCAAAUCAUCAUACUGUUGUUGAAAAAAUAAAACAAAAAAUGGCGACUAAAACGUCUAUUACUUGUUUCCGAUUACCUUAUAAAGAAAACGAAACUGAAAAGAUAUUUUAUGUUAGAGCUAAUUGGAAAGUUGAUCCCUUCAAAGGUUUAUUAGGUAGUGAUGAUAAAGUUAUUUGUGAGUUAGCCAUAACUGACUGUAAAACUUUUUGGACGCGAAAUGAUCUAAAAGGUACCAAACCUGAUAAUAUACGCGAUGCUCAGAAAUUUUGUGAAGCUACGCAAGCAGCUUUAUCAGGACGCGAUCAAUACGAAAAUCAAAAAUUAUCGUGUCAGAUAACAAUUCAUGAAAGUAACGCCAAGUUUAUAUGGAAAUGGUUAAUGCAACAAACUGGAACAUCAGCAAUGGCCUUACAAUUCACACUUGGAAAUAUUUCAUUAUUUCCUGUUUCACAAUUUGAAACCGUAAAGAUGUGGCAAGAAUGGACGGACUUUUUUAUUGAAGAAAGAAAUCAGCUCAUAAAAAGUAAAAAUGCGUAUGAUAUACGUGUUAAUGAUUUGGAGCAAAUUAGAGAUCAAAUGCAAGAAAAGCUUGAAAUUAUGAAUGCUGAGAAGAUACAUAAUCAAGAAUUAUUAAUAGAAAAGGUGCAAUAUAGAAAUAUUCAAGAAAAUUCUGAAUACCAAGAAAAAGAAAGUGAAAAAAUUGAUGAAAAUAUUGAAUGUUCCAUUAUGUCAUCAACGUUCCAAGCAGAUUCAAAUUAUCUUUCAGAUGAAUAUUUAGAUGAAAAUGAGUUUGAAGAAGAGGAUAUUCAUGAAAGUAAACCUGGCAGGAAAGAUAUUGCCCGUGGCAAAUCUUCUUUAAAAUCGAGACCUUUUUCUAUUGAAGCCUCUUCUCCUUUUAAGAAAGCCAAAUUAGAUGAUGUGUCUGAGUCAAAGAGUACAAUUGCAAGCGACUCGACAAAUGAAGAUCAAGAAGCAAAACAAAAGCCCGAAUCUGUUUUAACCAAAACUUUUCGUGGUCAAGUGAUUAAAUCAAGAAGGAUGGGACGAAAACUUGCUACAGGAUCAAAUGAUACAUUAAACAAUAUUUUGAUUCCUUCUGAGGAGGAACCCGGACCUGAUUCCACUCAGUCUUAUAGCCCAGAGAUCGAAGAAUUGAAUGAGACUGAUACAGCAGAUGACUUAUUAGCUCACAUGUAA